Messenger RNA from Nicotiana attenuata, 709 nucleotides. RefSeq names its product myb family transcription factor PHL8-like. The coding region runs from base 26 to 556 and encodes 176 amino acids. The record is from RefSeq and is a predicted model, not a curated record. Gene Ontology annotation, molecular function: DNA-binding transcription factor activity. The transcript has 2 exons. NCBI's taxonomy places the organism in Eukaryota, Viridiplantae, Streptophyta, Magnoliopsida, Solanales, Solanaceae.
AAUAGCUCGCGCUUUAAAAGUGCAAAUGGAGGUGCAGAGGAAACUUCAUGAACAAAUUGAGGUACAAAAACAUUUACAACAGAGAAUUGAAGCUCAAGGAAAGUAUUUACAAUCAGUUUUGAUGAAAGCACAGGAAACACUUGCAAGAUAUGGUUCUUCUGAUGAACUUGCCAAAGCUGAACUCUCUCAAUCCGUUUCGAUGCUUAACAAAUGUUGUCCAAGUUCUUCACUGUCAGCAAUAACUAAAAUCGAUGGCUCAAUCUUAAAAGAUACAGACAGAAAUUCUCCAAGUUCUUCAAUGUCAACAUUAACUAAAAUUGAUGAUUCAAUCACAAAAGAGGUAGGCACAUGGAAGAGAAAUUCUAGUAUUCUGUCACUGAUGGAUAUGAAUCCAGGGAAUGGAAGUGGCUCGAACGCUGAAGCAAAAAUAAAUAAGAGGAGCAGAACCAAUAUUUGGACUGAACAACCAUCUGGAAAAAUACGUGACACUCAGAGAACUAAUGAGCAGUUCGCAUCUGGUCCAGAAGUAAUAGACUUUAUUAGCAGAUGCUUCUAAGCUUAUGAUUUGCCAUAAAAUUACUGAUUACUACAACUAGUACGUUGUUUUAUAGAGUGGGGGAAUAAAGUAGUCUAAUUGUAGCGAUUGGUGUGUAUGGACUAAACGUUUAUGCGACGGACAAUAUUGUUAAAAGUUUCCUCAGUAGUAACA